AUGGCACAAGUCCUCCCUAGCCUGGAGCCGGAGCCCACGGGGCAGCCCACGCAUUUUCUGGAGCAGGUUAAAAAGGAGUGUCAUUUCUCCAAUGGGACAGAGCGGGUGCGGUUCCUGGUCAGAUUGAUCUACAACGGGCAGGAGUAUGUGCACUUCGACAGCAACGUAGAGGAGUACCGCGCUGUGACCGAGCUGGGGCGGCCAGACGCUGAGCACUGGAACAGCCAGAAGGAUGAACUGGAGCGGGCACGGGCCGCGGUGGACAGAUACUGCAGACACAACUACUGGGUGUCUGAGGGAUUCCUGGUGGAGCGGAAAA
This is a messenger RNA of Myotis lucifugus (little brown bat), 319 nucleotides long. RefSeq names its product HLA class II histocompatibility antigen, DRB1-4 beta chain-like. Gene Ontology annotation, biological process: positive regulation of T cell activation; immunoglobulin production involved in immunoglobulin-mediated immune response; immune response. The record is from RefSeq and is a predicted model, not a curated record. The transcript is spliced from 2 exons. NCBI's taxonomy places the organism in Eukaryota, Metazoa, Chordata, Mammalia, Chiroptera, Vespertilionidae. Gene Ontology annotation, molecular function: MHC class II protein complex binding. The annotation marks the transcript as partial. Gene Ontology annotation, cellular component: MHC class II protein complex; lysosomal membrane; late endosome membrane.